Auanema sp. JU1783 is the source of this 473-nucleotide messenger RNA. NCBI's taxonomy places the organism in Eukaryota, Metazoa, Nematoda, Chromadorea, Rhabditida, Rhabditidae. The record is from the annotation of a GenBank genome assembly.
UUGUAUGCCACAACCCGAGCUAGUAUCAGGUACCUUAACUCUGAGCAGUUAUUGGAACAAAUAGGACAAAGAAUCAACGUCACGGAAUUUGAUAAUCGUAUGAUCACCGCUCCAGGCGAUACAUACAGAGAGAGAGCCGAGUUAAUUGCGAAAAAUCUUACUUUCACACCAGGAGUAGUGUCAAGCAGCCUAUCGGUUCCAACACCGAACGAAGUUCUGAAAGCUUUUCUUCAUGCUAGUCCACCAAACGCAAAAGCAGCAUCAGUAAAUGCAUUUUUACUUGACGAAGCAAGAGAAUUAGCACAAGACCUACUCUCCCUCAAGACAGAAAGAUUCAACGCAGACCUAGCCCAAGCCGAUGACGCAUUAUUCAAGAAAUUGAAUUCAAUACCUGAUAUAACUCCUUUUGAAUCACUCACUAGGAAUGAUGGAUCUAACUAUGGAAUGGUUUAUAAGCCAGAACCUUCAUUUAU